Messenger RNA from Anguilla rostrata (American eel), 1014 nucleotides. RefSeq names its product translin (gene tsn). The transcript has 6 exons. The record is from RefSeq and is a predicted model, not a curated record. Gene Ontology annotation, molecular function: RNA binding; single-stranded DNA binding; sequence-specific DNA binding. NCBI's taxonomy places the organism in Eukaryota, Metazoa, Chordata, Actinopteri, Anguilliformes, Anguillidae. Gene Ontology annotation, biological process: RNA metabolic process. The coding region runs from base 237 to 920 and encodes 227 amino acids. Gene Ontology annotation, cellular component: cytoplasm; nucleus.
GUUUGAAUGAUGACAUCAACUACAAGCGACGCACCAAGGAAAGACCCUGAGCUGGAGCACGCUGACAGAUAUCUUUGUUAGCUAACGCUAGCUAACGGAUAGCUUACCCAUCGAACAGGAGUAUUUCCGAGCUAGGCUGAUUUGGUCUUUUUUCAUGCAAAGAACUGACGAUCGGUUUGACAUAUUUUUAAAAAUUUGUUAUAUGCUAGCUAGCUGUCCACAGUAACGUCGGAAAGAUGUCUGUCACAGAUAUGUUCAGCAACAUUCAAGGUUUCUUAAGUGCAGAUCAAGACAUCAGAGAGGACAUAAGAAAAGUCGUCCAAGUCUUGGAGCAGACUGCAAGAGAGAUUUUGACUGUGCUUCAAAGUGUUCAUCAACCAUCAGGCUUUAAAGACAUUCCUAGUAAAUGCUUGCGGGCGCGGGAAUUGUUCUCCACAGUGAGAAAUCACAUUGGAGAUCUGAAGACUAAGUUCCCAGCCGACCAGUACUACAGAUUUCACGAGCAUUGGAGGUUUGUCCUGCAGCGGGUGACUUUCCUGGCGGCUUUCGUGGUCUACCUGGAAAGUGAAUCCUUGGUGACGCGGGAGGAAGUGGCUCAGAUACUUGGCAUUGAAGUGGACAGAGAGAAAGGUUUUCACCUGGACAUUGAAGAUUACCUGGCUGGGGUUCUGAUCAUGGCCAGUGAGCUGUCCAGACUGGCGGUGAACAGCGUGACGUCCGGGGACUACGGCCGGCCCCUGCGCAUCUCCCGCUUCAUCAACGAGCUGGACUCGGGCUUCCGGCUGCUCAACCUGAAGAACGACCCGCUCCGCAAGCGCUACGACGGCCUCAAGUACGACGUCAAGAAGAUCGAGGAGGUGGUCUACGACCUGUCCAUCCGAGGCCUGACCAAGGACCCCGAGACGGGCGGGGACAAGUGAGGACGGGAAGAGGCGGGGGCCCCCGUCGAGACUGGGGCGGCGGAUGACCGGCCCGCCUGCCCGGACGAGACGUGCCUCGAGCGCCGGGCGCGUC